UCAUAUCCAUCAGCUUUGAAUCACGUUUGAUGUGAUAACUUUCAAUUAUCCAAACUCUGUAAGAAAAUCCCUGAAGUAUGACCAGUAGAAAUUCAUUUCUCUAGUUUUUCUUGUAAACUUCAACUUCCUGCUACUCCUAAAAAGACUGUGAAAAUGAAGAGAAAGGAAGAUACAGUAGGGGAAGAGCUCCAGGGAAAUGAUGAUCUACUGAGUGGAUACAGGAUGGGGAAAGUGGUAAAGCUACGCCUAUCUCACCGAGUGGUUAUGGCAGCUAUGACUCGCUGCCGGGCAUUGGAUAGCAUCCCAAAUGAAGCCAUGGUUCUGUAUUACUCUCAGCGUGCUACCCGCGGUGGCCUUCUCAUUUCUGAAGGCACCUUUAUCUCUCCCACUGCUCAUGGGUAUCCUCACUGCCCAGGAAUUUAUCUGGAGGAACAAGUGGAGGCCUGGAAGAGAGUCACUGAUGCUGUUCAUGGCAAAGGGGCAUAUAUUUUUUGUCAAUUGUGGCAUGUAGGCCGUGCCUCACACCACGCAUACCAACCAGGAGGUGCAGCACCCAUAUCUUCCACAAACAAGCAUAUACCAAGCAGAUGGAAAGUAAUAUUGCCUGACGGAUCACUAUCUAAAUAUUCAACACCCCGAGCUUUAGCUUCUUCAGAGAUCCCACAAAUAAUUGAUCACUUCCGUCAAGGAGCCAUUAAUUCUGCUCGAGCAGGUUUUGAUGGUGUUGAAAUUCACGGAGCCUAUGGAUACCUCAUUGACCAGUUCUUGAAGGAUGGGAUCAAUGACAGGACAGACGAGUAUGGAGGGUCCCUUGAGAAUCGGUGCAGGUUCCUGAUGUGGAUACUCCAUGCAGUGAUAGAAGUCAUUGGGAUAGAGAGAGUCGGAGUGAAAAUAUCCCCGACAUUGUACCACCAAGAUGCCCACGAUUCUAACCAGCUUGCCCUAGGGUUAGCAGUGGUGGAGGGACUUAACAAGCUGCAGGAAGAACAAGGGCUUAAACUCUGUUACCUGCAAAUUCAAGCAGGAACAUUUACCCGUGGGAUUACAGAGAAAGAAGCUGAGUUUCUGAGAGAACUCAGGAGAGCAUACCAUGGAACCUUCAUGGUCAGUGGAGGAUUCAACAAAGAGCUGGGGAUGAAGGCCAUAGCCGAAGGUGAUGCUGAUGUGAUUGCUUAUGCCCGGUUGUUCCUUUCGAAUCCUGAUUUGGUCCGCAGGUUUGAGAUCGGUGCACCAUUGAAUGAAUAUGAUGCUGCUACAUUCUAUACCCAUGAUCCUGUACUGGGUUACACUGAUUAUCCAUUCUUGGAUGAAAGUAGUCAAGUAAGUCAACCUUGAGAAAAAGACAACCAGCUUUUAAAUAGGGUUGAUUUGUAAUAACUAAUAAUUUAACAAAUUAAUCAUUUUGCAAGUCAAGCAAAGGUGGACAAGAAUAACGAAACAGCUUAUUUUACGGAAA
This is a messenger RNA of Spinacia oleracea (spinach), 1456 nucleotides long. Its product is annotated as 12-oxophytodienoate reductase 3. Gene Ontology annotation, biological process: jasmonic acid biosynthetic process; oxylipin biosynthetic process. The record is from RefSeq and is a predicted model, not a curated record. Lineage: Eukaryota; Viridiplantae; Streptophyta; Magnoliopsida; Caryophyllales; Amaranthaceae. Gene Ontology annotation, molecular function: FMN binding; 12-oxophytodienoate reductase activity. Bases 154 to 1335 code for a protein of 393 amino acids. The transcript has 3 exons. Gene Ontology annotation, cellular component: peroxisome.